This is a messenger RNA of Candida dubliniensis CD36, 1155 nucleotides long. RefSeq names its product palmitoyltransferase. The transcript has a single exon. Gene Ontology annotation, cellular component: endoplasmic reticulum; Golgi apparatus. The record is from RefSeq and is a predicted model, not a curated record. Bases 1 to 1155 code for a protein of 384 amino acids. Gene Ontology annotation, molecular function: protein-cysteine S-palmitoyltransferase activity. Gene Ontology annotation, biological process: protein targeting to membrane; peptidyl-L-cysteine S-palmitoylation. NCBI's taxonomy places the organism in Eukaryota, Fungi, Ascomycota, Pichiomycetes, Serinales, Debaryomycetaceae.
AUGGCAGCUAUACUAUAUAAAUAUUCCAUGAUUAAUAGUAAUAACAACGGAAACUCUAUCCUUAAAUCAUUAGAAACAUCUUGUUGCUUUUUAGCGACUUUGUUUCCUAAAGUAUUUUGCACUUUAGUUUUAACAUGGUCAUUAUAUGUUCUAUUAUUUAUUUUCCCAAAUUACAUUAAAUCAUCCUUGAAUUUAACAAUAUUGAAUAUAAUUGGUAUAAUAUUAUACGUGCUAUGUAUUAUCACUUAUUAUAAGAUUAUUCUAAUUGGACCUGGAUCUCCAUUAGAUUAUCCGGAAUUAAGAAUCAACAAUUUGAAUAGAAUGAUAGACGAGAAUCCCUAUAACAGUAACAAUGAUGAUCCAAUAGAUUUACCACCGGAAUCAAUGAUAAUACAUACUAUGAAAGUUAAUGGCAAUCAAGGAUAUAGGUAUUGCACCAAAUGUUCAGUGUGGAAACCUGAUAGAUCUCAUCAUUGUUCAUCAUCAGGAAAAUGUAUAUUAAAAAUGGAUCAUUAUUGUCCAUGGUUUUCCACUUGUAUUGGAUUUUAUAAUUAUAAAUUUUUCAUUCAAUUCUUAAGUUAUGUUGCCAUUUAUUGUUGGUUUUUAUUUAUUAUUAGUGCUCGAAUACUAUAUAAAUUCAUCACCCAAGGAUUAUUUGAAGAUGAAAUAUUAUCACUCAAUUUAGUUGCAGUUUUAAUUCUUUCAUUUGCAUUUGCCAUUGCUGUUAGUGUAUUUGCAAUAUUUCUGAUUUAUUUAUGUUGUAAGAAUUUAACAACUAUUGAAUUCCAAGAAAAACGAUGUAAUUAUCGUGGCCAUGCAAAUGAUGAAAGAUUCAAUUAUGAAUUUGAUAAUAAUGGGAAACGUAAGAAAUUAAAUACAAAUAUUUUUGAUUUAGGAGUAAUGGAAAAUUGGAAACUGGUUAUGGGCCCAAAUUGGAUCACAUGGUUAUUACCAAUAACUGUUGCUACAAUUACAACUACAACAACAACACCCAUAAUAUCUGAAGAAGAUUUUAAUAAUGGAAUCAAUUUUAAAGUUAAUGAAGAAAUAUAUACUAAAUAUCUUCAUAAUGCUGAAUUACAACAACAAUUGAAUCAACAAUUGUCUAAUUAUAAAGAUCGAUUAAGAAGAGAACGUCAAGCAAAUAUGGUGUAA